Messenger RNA from Astyanax mexicanus (Mexican tetra), 6822 nucleotides. It is a transcript of the gene gpc1b, whose product is annotated as glypican 1b. Gene Ontology annotation, cellular component: synapse; extracellular region; plasma membrane. Gene Ontology annotation, biological process: negative regulation of fibroblast growth factor receptor signaling pathway; cell migration; regulation of protein localization to membrane. Gene Ontology annotation, molecular function: fibroblast growth factor binding. NCBI's taxonomy places the organism in Eukaryota, Metazoa, Chordata, Actinopteri, Characiformes, Acestrorhamphidae. Bases 284 to 2002 code for a protein of 572 amino acids. The record is from RefSeq and is a predicted model, not a curated record. The transcript has 10 exons.
GCCUCUCAGUCUCAUUGCACGGCUGAAAGUGAUCUGUGUUGGAGCGUCCGGUCAGCGCGCGCUCCCGUUGCUGCUGCCGCCGCCGCCGCCGCCUCCGCGCGCUCACACGUACGGCGCUGCCGUCACCGACCACGGGCUGAGGGCACGCGCGCGGGGCCGCGCUCUGCUCCCGUUACCGCGCGCGGGCGGAGAAGAUCAAAGAGGAUCAAAGAAGAGGACAGUCGGGAAGAUCAAAGGGAUUUACUCUGUGGGAUCGUACCUCUGUGUCCCGGUUCUCCGGUGGAUGCGCGUUACCGGGACCGUGCCCCCCCGCACCGUCUCCGCGCUCGGAUCUGAUCGGUACCGGUUACUGGAGCUAAGUUCCGCCGGCAUGCUGCUGCGCGUGGCGCUCGUGCUGUGCGCGCUGGCCGGUUCGGCGCGUGGGGACAGCCGGCAGCCCCGGAGCUGCGCGGACCUCCGGCAGUUCUACAGCGGGAACGGGUUCUCCCUGAGCGGCGUCCCGCAGGCAGAGAUAUCCGGUGAGCACCUGCGAGUAUGUCCACAGGGCUACACCUGUUGUACGAGCCAAAUGGAGGAGAACCUGUCCAACCUGAGCAGUAGGGAGUUUGGGGAGCAGGUGAAGGAAUCGGGACGGACCCUGCAGGCCUCGCUCAACAGCCAGUACAAGAGCUUCGAUGGAUAUUUCCGGGAGCUGCUGAACCGAUCCGAGGCGUCUCUCCAGGACUCCUUCCAGACGGGGUUCGGAUCCCUCUACUCCCAAAACUCCAGAAUCUUCCAGGAGCUUUACUCCAACCUGCGGCACUACUACCGCGGCUCCAACCUCAACCUGGAGGAGGCGCUGAAUGAGUUCUGGGGGGUUCUGCUGGAGCGGCUGCUGCGGGUCUUUAACUCUCAGUUCAGCUUCGGGGAGGACUACCUGGAGUGCGUCUCCAAGCAGUCGGAGACGCUGCGUCCGUUCGGAGAGACGCCGCGGGACUUCAAGCUGAAGGUCACCAGAACCUUCGUAGCCGCCCGGUCCUUCGUCCAGGGGCUGGUGGUGGCCGGGGAGGUGGUCCGAAAAGUGUCUCAGGUUCCUCUGAGUGUGGAGUGUGUACGGGCUCUGAUGAAGUUGACGUAUUGUCCGCUCUGUAGGGGCGUGGCCUCGGCGAAGCCCUGCUCCAGCUACUGCAGGAAUGUGAUGAAGGGCUGCCUGGCCAAUCAGGCGGAUCUCGACACGGAGUGGAGGAACCUGGCAGAUACUAUGUUACAGGUAUCUGAUAAGUUGAACAGACCCUACAGUAUGGACGCUGCGGUGUUAUCUAUGCCCCGACGCAUCGCUGAAGCCGUCCUCUACAUGCAGGACAACCUAAACACCUUCAACAGCAAGGUGUUCCAGGCGUGUGGAACUCCUUCAGAGAGCUCAGACCCCGAGGAGACGGUGAAGAGAAGCCAGAACCCAGCGGAGGAAGUGGGAAGUUCUUCAGGAACACGACUGGAGAAACUGUUAUCAGACGUAUCGAGGAAGCUGAGGGAUAUGAUGCAGUACUGGGUGCAGCUCCCCGGGAGGCUGUGUGUGGAUCGAGAGGGGAAAGCUAGUGAUGAAAACAAGUGCUGGAACGGCAUGGCAGUGGACAGGUAUCUUCCAGAAGUGAUGGGAGACGGAUUGGCCAGUCAGAUCAACAACCCCGAGGUGGAGAUCGACAUCACCAAGCCAGACAUGACCAUCCGACAGCAGAUCAUGCAGCUCAAAAUAAUGACCAACCGGCUGAAGAACGCCAUCAACGGCAACGAUGUGGACUUCCAGGACACCAGCGAUGACAUCAGCGGUUCCGGAAGUGGGAUGUGCAGCGAGGUCCAGUGCGCCCGCGGCCCGCGGAUCAUGGUGCCCAGCACCAACAGACCCAGGAACUAUCCCAACCAAUCAGAGAACAAGAAGGUGGUGAAAGGCCUGGGCAGCCGGAACGCCCCCUGCAGCGCCCUCUACCUGCUGCUCGCACUGGUUACAGCACUGCUGAGGCGAUAAUAAUCCACAGGCACUUCCUUCCACCAACCGGGACUCAAUACUGGGAAUUCUGGGACUGGGAAUACUUGGACUGGGACUGGGAUUGAAGAGGGGCGGGGCUUUAAGGCGGGGAAGUAGUUAUUUACUUUGCCAAAAACAAAAAAAAAAAGUAAAAGUAAAAUGAUCAAAAACCAACAUAACAAAACUAUACAAUACAAUACAAACAAUAGCAAAAGAGUGGAAAUGGUUGAAUGGACUUUUUUCGUCACUUUAAGAACAAAUAUACUUCGAUUUCUGUUUUUUAUUCUGUCUCUUUUUGAGGAGUUCUGCGCUCCUAGAGCAGUUCUUUUUCAGAUUCUUCUUCUGCUGGUCUUACUGGUCUGGUUUUACUGGUUCUAAAGGGACGGGGGAGCUACAUUGUGUACCUACAGUACCUAAGAGUCGGUCCUUUCUAGAAUAGCUACAAUUAUAUUUGAGAUAUAUUUGGGGUUCAGCACCACGAGAACUGCACAAAAAUUUGCGUUAAUUUAUUUAUUACGUCAAAUUAAACAACACAACACAAGUGUUUAGACGCCCAGUGUGGUAUUGAUAAAGAAGAUCUUUUUUUUUUAGGUGUCGGCGUGAAAAGAAAGCGAGAGAAGAGCACCGAACGAAUGUUGGCGAGUGAACAAGACCAAUCAUAAAUAAAUAAAUAUAUGUAUAUGCUUCUUGCGAUUGCUUCCCUUUGUUCGACUGCUGUUCUCGAACUGAUGAGAUUAUUUUUACAUUUUUAUCUACGUCCUCUUGUGCAUUUGAUUAUUAGCAUUACCAUUAUUUUUCCGCCCACAGCAUCAGGUAGGCGUUGCGAAAACAGCGACGUUCCUACGAAAGAAUUACGAAGAUACCAGCAUAUCCGUCGCUCUUCACCAGGUCUUUCGUUUCGGUUGAGGUCUUCAGCAAAGCGAAGAGUUUUUAGAGAUUAGACGUUUUUACUUCAGCAGAAGAGAUUUGAAGGAUGGUUCGCUAAAAGAGAUUGAGCGUCUCAAUGGUGUCGUGUCUUUUUUAUCUGUGAUCUCUGGAAGAUCUAGAACAGAUUUAGAUUAUGCAUAGUUACACUCAUUGACAAAAAAUCAAGACAUAUAUAGCAUAAUGCUUCACAUUAAGAGACUAGAGGAAGUGUUGCAGUUUAAGUUUGGAGCAUUAUCCUGCUGAAACUUUUUAACUAGAAGUCACAGGAUGUUUUGCACGUAUCACUAAGCUGUUAGUAUCUACAGUAGUACCUCGUAUCACUACUAGGGGUAACCGACUUUCGUAUGCAAUGCUCCUGAGAUCAUCACAUGCAACCCCUUUCUUAAAGUCAUCUGGGCAAAAUGUCUUUGAGGGCCACUCAACUUGUACUCAAUUAUAUAUCUUUCUAAAAAAGAAGUGCAUACUGUUUUUCGGCAAUCCAGAAUGCAUACAUUUUUUGUCAAUGAGUGUAUAUAUAUAUGUAAAUAUAUAUGUAUGUAUGGCUGAAUGGGACUACAUAGGAACCCAAUACAACAGGUGAAAGGAGCUCUUUUGACUGGAUAAAGAAGACAGAUGAAGGUCUUUUGGAAGCGCCAUUUGGUUCAAUGAUAAAAUAAAGACAGAAUGCCCCCGUGUGGUAAUGCUGGACUUUUGUGUUUGUUUGAGGGACAUUUUUGAAUGUCUCUCUCUAGACAGAAUUAAAGACACUGUUCAGAAGGACUCUGGAACGGGUCAUUUUUGUCUAACUUUUUGGACGAUUUUGACGUUUUUUGACGUUUGACGUUUUUUACGUUUGCUAGCUGUUAACACAGUUUUACUGAUGAAAAGCACCAAAAGCUAUAGCAGUACUAAUGAGUACUAAUAGCACCCCCUUGUGGAGAAACCUGAGUCAUGCUGCUUCUCCAUCAGCAGCCGGAGUCUGAGAGAGAGAGAGAGAGAGAGAGAGAGUAGUUAGCUGAUGUAUCAGAGCUGGAGGUUCGGCGCUUUUUCUAAGCACUCCAAGUGAUUUUUCCUAGUGAUGCUGUUCUGAUUGGUUGCAGUUGGAAAAGAGGCGGAGUCUCACUUCCUCGUGUAUGGGAGGAGGCAUGUGCUCGAUAGAGGGAGUCCUAGUGAACUAGCGGUGAAUCCUGACCAGAAUUUGACCCAAAGUUGGUGUUGUGGACACGCAGUGUCGUUGAUGCAAAGCACCGGUAAUAUUUGAGUACUGGUAGCGCCCCCUUGUGGAGAAUCUUUAGCCUGCUGAACACGAGUGAGUAUGUGUGCAUGAUGUGUGUAUGAGCGAGUGAUUUAAAUAGAUGGAUGGAUGGAUGGAUGCAGCGCCCCCUGUUUGGCUAAUUUUAAAAAAGUGUGUGUUUCUGAUUUUUUUGGGAUCUGGAUUAUUCGUAAGUGUGAAUGCUUCAGAUUUAGUGCCUGAAGCAGAAUUCCCUUGAAUGUGUGGACAACAAAUGUGCAUAUGAGUACACUGACAUGCCAAAAGUAAUGGGACAGCAGUAUGUAAAUCGUUAAUUAAGAGACUUCUUCUAUUUCUGAAUCAGUUUCUCUGAUUUUAUAGGUAUUACUAUUUAUAGGUUUAUGUUUGAGUAAAAUGAACAUUGUUGUUUUAUUCUAUAAACUACAGACAACAUUUCUCCCAAAUUACAAAUAAAAAUAUUCUCAUUUAGAGCAUUUAUUUACAGAAAAUGAGAAAUGACUGAAAUAACAAAAAAGACGCAGAGCUUUCAGACAUCAAAUAAUGCAAAGAAAACAAGUUCAUAAGAGUUCAGAAAUUAAUAUUUGGUGGAAUACUCCUGGUUUUUAAUCACAGUUUUUAUUCAUGCAUCUUGGCAUCAUGUUCUCCUCCACCAGUCUUACACACUGCUUUUGGAUAACUUUAUGCUGCUUUACUCCUGGUGCAAAAAACCUUGAUUAUAUUCCAGAGGUUUUCAAUUUGGUAAAAUCAAAGAAACUCAUCAUUUUUAAGUGCUCUCUUAUUUUUUUCAGAGCUGUAUGUUGUUUAGGCUGUGAGGUGUUAUCUUGUUAUCUCGUGAGUGAAGUUGAGUUCAGUAAAUGACAGUCAGCUAUAGGGGGCAGUGUAGGCACUUCUGCAGUUCAUUAUUAUUAUUAUCUAUUGUCCUUCUGGACACAUUCCAAGAAAAUACAUAUAUUUAAAAAAAUGCAAAAUUAAUCCUCGAUAAAAUCGAAUCAAAUAAAAUCCAUGAUAUCUCAUAUUAUCUCUAAACUUUUGUGAUUUUCCAGCUUCCUUAUGAUACUUAUGAUGAUCCUGCUGUAUUUCUUUUUUUCGUUUUUUUUUUUUGUCCUACAUAAUCAGUCCCUCGUUCUUUUUCUUGUCUUUUUUUGUCCUUUUUUGUUCUUUUUAUUUCCUUUUGUUUGAAAAUGCUGCACUUUUUUCGACCAAUGGUGGACAAUAGCACCGCAUUGGCGGCACCAGCACAACCUGAUCGUUAUUUGCUAGCUUGAUGCUAACGGUCGUAGCAGUGCAUAGCAGUAGCCUGUUGGGAUCAGAUGUGUGUAUAUAGUGUGCUGUGUUCACUAAUCUCUCGAUAAAUUGGUGAUUUUUUUCCCAAAAGAGAGACUGAAUUGUAGAUUGAAGCGUAUACUGCAUUUCAUUUACUUCGAAAAACUCGAGUUAAUGGGUUUCUGGUUAUAUAAAUACAAUAUUAUAACUCCAAAACAGUGUAUAAUCAUGUCCACAUGUAGAAUUCGGGCAGGACUGUGGGUACUCCCGAUUUCCAUCUUGGAUUCUAAACUCUUAGAGUUGGUGAGACUCUCUAAAAUAUACUAAGAAAAUUCUACUGAAGAUUAAAACUGAAGGUCCAUACAAAGAGUAUAGCAUGGUGCAGCAGCAGCAGAGACAGCAUUAGCUAAUAGCUGCGGUAAUAAUCUGGGUAAUAAAUCAGGUUAAACUGCACCUGAACAGCCGUUUAACUCAAACCUGAUUUCUUUUUUAAUAUUUGAUAGUCAGGUCAGAGUUGGUUAGGUUGGUUGGGUUUUACAAUUUGUUAUACAAUAUUAUAUAACUUAAAAACAGCGUAUAAUCACGUCUACAGGUAGAAUUCAGGCAGGACUGUUGGUACGACUGACUUACAAAGAGCUUAAUUGAUAGAAUUGAUGAUAAACUCUAUAAUAACUGCUCUAUAAUAACUCUCGCCGCCAUCUUGGAUUGUGAACUCUGAGAGUUUUUGGGACUCUCUCAACUUUCCAAGUAGGACUUUUUGUUGGUUCUCACUAAAAUUUCCCACUUGCAACUAGAAAAUUUCGACAUCCAACUUUUCAAAUGGAUUGCUCCAUUAGCAUUAGCAUCUCUGAGUGAAUUCUGGGUAAAAUGCCUUGUAGAAGAACUGCAGUAAGGAAAUGCGUGUGCUACAAUGCUAUGAUGGUUUUGAGUGAGUUGAUUUGAUGAUUAAAUCAAAUUUUCAAAUUGAAUUUAACAUUUUAAAUAAAUGACAUUAAUCAACCUCCUGAUGCUAGCAUGCUAGCUUAAGCCUAGCCUGAUGCUAGCACGCUAGCUAAUAACUCGCUAAUUGUUCUGAAUUAGCCAAACUCACGUCCCAGGGACCCUAAAGCACCACUUUUAUUGCUGAAUUUCGGGGGAAUAGUUGAAUUUUGACGAUUUUAAAAGGAAGAAAAAGAUUCUGAUAUACGCUUUAUUCAUUUUUCAUUUCAUUUCCGGGGUUUUCUGUUUUUUUUUUUGUUUUGUUUUGUUUUCCAGUAAAACACAGAUAGACAGCUUGUGUCCAUGGAUAGAGUGUGAAAAAGCUUCAAAGGAGCUUGACGAAAAAUUUUGUGUCAAAAAAUUUGCUGUUGUAAAAAAAAAGAUUCUUGUGUCAAUUAUAUACAUCAUCCUAUUUUCAAGA